Messenger RNA from Pistacia vera, 534 nucleotides. RefSeq lists its product as uncharacterized. Lineage: Eukaryota; Viridiplantae; Streptophyta; Magnoliopsida; Sapindales; Anacardiaceae. The coding region runs from base 131 to 460 and encodes 109 amino acids. Gene Ontology annotation, biological process: meiotic DNA double-strand break formation; meiotic spindle organization. The transcript is spliced from 4 exons. The record is from RefSeq and is a predicted model, not a curated record.
CAAAUUAACAGAAACUCAAAAUCUUCAGCUGCAAACGACGAAUCGGUUAAGCUCGCCGUCGCCAUUUCUCUUCUCCGAUCAAAGCUCCGCCAUAAUCAAAAUCAAAGCACUCGGCAUUUUUCUGAAUCUGAUGCUCUUCGCUGGAAGCAGAAGGAAUUCACUUAUCUCCGUAGCCAAACAGAUCCUAAUUUUGUUAAAAUUUGAGGCGAAAGGGCCGAAGCAAGAGCGCAUCAGGCUGAGAGAGGAUCUAAGAGAAGCUAAAGAUUCUUCGCAUUGCGAUUUGUUUCGGCAAUCGGCUUCUUUGACACUGAAGGAAAAGAGCAGAAGAACAGGCGAUUCCACUCAGCGACGACGUUUUACCGAGUUGAGCUAUGAAGAUCAGGUGGAGCAGCUUAGGGCCUCUGUUGAUUUUCUUGUGGAGCUUUGCGACACUGUUUCUCCGGUUAGAGGGACGUACUGAAAUUUUCCUAUGUGCUCUACAUCAUCACUGCUGUGUUGUAUUCACAUAUGUUGGGUGCCUCAUAAUUUUUGCAG